This is a messenger RNA of Phytophthora sojae, 297 nucleotides long. RefSeq lists its product as hypothetical. The record is from RefSeq and is a predicted model, not a curated record. Bases 1 to 297 code for a protein of 98 amino acids. The transcript has a single exon. NCBI's taxonomy places the organism in Eukaryota, Oomycota, Peronosporomycetes, Peronosporales, Peronosporaceae.
AUGUUCUCCAGAUCGUAUCCCGCGCUAGCGCCUCUCGCUGACCCUGUAGCCCGCAAAAAGCUGCAGACUUGUUCCGCUCCUGCUAUUGCUGCCGGAACGCCAAUCGACAGUGAUGCUCUGACAUGGGCUGUAAUCGAACGCAAGCAGCGAGAGCAUUGGAUUGGCCCGGGGAGAGUCAUGCGCGCUGAACGCGUCGCCGCGAUCGUUCGUGAGCACGCGAUCAUGGCGGAGCACAUUGAGGCUGCGUAUCCGAUGGAAGCGGUCGCGCCUAUCGUCAAGCCAGAAAAGAUGAAAUGA